This is a messenger RNA of Balearica regulorum gibbericeps (East African grey crowned-crane), 2250 nucleotides long. It is a transcript of the gene PABPC4, whose product is annotated as poly(A) binding protein cytoplasmic 4. NCBI's taxonomy places the organism in Eukaryota, Metazoa, Chordata, Aves, Gruiformes, Gruidae. Gene Ontology annotation, molecular function: RNA binding. The record is from RefSeq and is a predicted model, not a curated record.
AUGAACACGGCUGCCAGCAGUUACCCGAUGGCAUCGCUGUACGUGGGUGACCUGCACCCCGAUGUCACCGAGGCCAUGCUCUACGAGAAGUUCAGCCCUGCUGGGCCCGUUCUCUCCAUUCGGGUCUGCAGGGAUAUGAUCACCCGCCGAUCCCUUGGGUAUGCCUACGUCAACUUCCAGCAGCCAGCAGAUGCUGAGCGUGCUCUAGAUACCAUGAAUUUUGAUGUGAUCAAAGGAAAACCCAUUCGCAUCAUGUGGUCUCAGAGGGACCCCUCCUUGAGGAAGUCAGGGGUUGGGAAUGUCUUCAUUAAGAACCUGGACAAAUCCAUUGAUAACAAGGCACUUUAUGACACAUUCUCAGCGUUUGGGAAUAUUUUGUCCUGCAAGGUGGUGUGUGAUGAGAAUGGCUCUAAGGGCUACGCAUUUGUGCACUUUGAGACCCAGGAUGCUGCAGAUAGAGCCAUCGAGAAGAUGAACGGCAUGCUGCUAAACGACCGCAAAGUAUUUGUUGGGAGAUUCAAGUCUCGUAAAGAGCGGGAGGCUGAGUUGGGAGCCAAGGCAAAGGAAUUCACCAAUGUUUAUAUUAAAAACUUUGGGGAUGACAUGGAUGAUGAAAGACUAAAGGAGCUCUUCAGCAAAUAUGGUAAAACUCUGAGCGUUAAAGUGAUGACAGACCCUACUGGAAAAUCCAAAGGCUUUGGCUUUGUGAGCUUUGAAAAGCAUGAAGAUGCUAACAAGGCAGUAGAAGAAAUGAAUGGGAAGGAUAUCAAUGGGAAAAUGGUAUUUGUAGGCCGAGCACAGAAGAAGGUUGAGCGCCAGGCAGAGCUGAAACGGAAGUUUGAACAGCUAAAACAAGAGAGACUCAGCCGGUACCAGGGUGUUAACCUAUACAUUAAAAACCUAGAUGACACUAUAGAUGAUGAAAAACUGAGGAAGGAAUUCUCACCAUUUGGGUCAAUAACGAGUGCCAAGGUGAUGCUGGAAGAUGGACGGAGCAAAGGGUUUGGCUUUGUCUGCUUUUCGUCUCCAGAGGAAGCUACAAAAGCUGUGACAGAGAUGAACGGGCGAAUUGUGGGCUCAAAGCCAUUGUAUGUUGCACUUGCACAAAGGAAAGAAGAGCGAAAGGCCCAUCUAACUAAUCAGUACAUGCAGCGCAUUGCUGGGAUGAGAGCCUUGCCUGCCAACACCAUCAUUAAUCAGUUCCAGCCUGCUGCUGGGGGAUACUUCAUGCCUGCUGUGCCCCAGGCUCAGAGCAGACCCACUUACUAUGCACCUAAUCAAAUGACACAGAUGAGACCCAACCCACGCUGGCAGCAAGGGGGAAGACCUCAAGGCUUCCAGGGAAUGCCCAAUGCCAUGCGCCAGUCUGGACCACGGCCAGCGCUGCGCCAUUUGGCCCCUGCCGGCAAUGCUCCGGCCUCUCGUGGCCUCCCUGCCGCUGCCCAGCGAGUUGGCGUUGGCACCACAGCACAGAAUUUAGCUCCUCGUCUGCCUGUAGCUGCCCCUGCUCCCAGAGCAGUUCCUCCCUAUAAAUAUGCCUCAAGUGUUCGCAGCCCCCAUCCAGCUGUACAGCCUUUGCAGGCACCUCAGCCUGCAGUACAUGUGCAGGGACAGGAACCACUAACAGCCUCCAUGCUGGCUGCUGCCCCUCCCCAAGAGCAGAAACAGAUGCUGGGAGAGCGUUUGUUCCCUUUGAUUCAAGCUAUGCACCCCAGCCUUGCAGGGAAGAUCACAGGAAUGCUGCUAGAGAUUGACAACUCAGAGCUGCUGCACAUGCUAGAGUCUCCAGAGUCCCUCCGGUCAAAGGUGGAGGAGGCUGUUGCAGUGUUGCAGGCUCACCAAGCCAAGAAAGAAGCUGCCCAGAAGGUGGGCGUAGUUGCUGCUACCUCUUAAACCAGGAAGACUGGAUGCAAAGAAGCCAAAUAGCCCCUUUCUAGACAUCAGCUCAAGAUGUUUGAAGAUUCUUCACUGUCCUGCAGAGCUCAAUGCCAUGCAUCAUAUCACAUAGUUCUAUUGCAUUUUGUAAAUUAAUCUUUAAGAUCGUAUUUAAAAAGCCAACUUUGAAGCUCUAGUUUUCCAAAACCAGAACUGGGCUUGCAAGCUUUCCCCUUGGGGUCAGAACAGAGCUGCCCUUUGUGUCUUCUAAGCAGGACAUGGAGGAUUUUAGGUUGAAAGUAUUUUGUGGUUUUGGUUUUAACUGAACAAUCCAGUUUGGAAAGUCUGGAAAGCAUUUAUCAAUAAAGGAGUAAA